AUGUAUUUUGAAAUUUAUCCUCGAUGUUCGGAGUCUGAGUUCACAUGUGACAACAGACAAUGCAUCGACAUCUUCAAGAGAUGUGACUUUAUUCCACACUGCUACGACUCUUCUGAUGAAGCUGAUUGUGUUCUUGAGCUAUUAUCGUCAGCGUUCCAGUGUUUUGAUGGGUCUCUGUUUCCAAACAAAGUUAGAUGUGAUGGCAUGGUUGACUGUAUCGGCAAGACUAAAGAGGACGAAGACCAGUGUGAUUACAUGAAUCCAAAUUUUGUCUGUAACUCGGACACUGAACUGAAGUGUGAUAACGGCGCAUGCGCACCACUGGAUACCAUCUGCAUGUACGAACUCAAUGAAUUUGGAUUAAUCAAUGGCUGCCGUGACGUCACAAAUCUCAAAGAGUGUGAGACUCACAAAUGUCCAUCUUGGACAAUGAAGUGUCCAGACUCUUACUGUAUUCCUCUACGAUAUCGAUGCGAUGGAAAGAUGGACUGCCCUACAGGAGAAGAUGAACAAGAGUGUGAUACAUUUGAUUGCCCAGCUGGGUCAUACCGCUGUCAUGGCAACAAGAUCUGCAUCAGUCCUGAGCAUGUCUGUGAUGACGUAAUACACUGUCCUGAUCAAGAUGACGAGAUGUUUUGUGGUAGGUCCCUUGGUUGUGAGAGCGAAAUGCCAUGUGGUUCCAGAGAUAUCGUGAAUGCCUUGGAAAGAGAUGCGAAUGAGAAUGGCACAAUCGUACCAUCUAUGCUACCUUACCUCGUUGAAGUGUAUGCUGACAAAUACCUUCUUUGCUGCCUGGCGGGUUUAGGGGAUUCCCCUAACUGCAAUGCACCACGUGACCAGUUCUCGUCGUGUGAAGAUCUCAUGGCCAAUAACAUCCUUCGAAUCUUUAUCUGGAUUCUCGGGACCAGUGCUUUCAUUGGCAACGUCCUUGUUGUUGGCUAUAGACUCGUCAAUUCUGGAUGGGGCCGACAUACGACCGUCCAAUCAAGUCUGAUCACCAACCUAGCCGUCUCUGAUUUCUUGAUGGGUUUGUACAUGAUUUCAAUAGCGUCAGCUGAUGUCUAUUAUCAAGGGAACUAUGCUGCUCAUGCUGAUGAUUGGAAGGAUAGUAUCCUGUGCAAGGUUGCAGGUAUCACGUCCGUUGUCUCCAGCGAGGCUUCAGUGUUUCUGAUCACGAUCAUAAGCAUUGAUAGGUGUGUCCAUGUGGUGGCGCCAUUUAAACCGCACCUACAUCUCUCUGUCCGUGGUGCCCGAGUAGUUGAGCUCAUCAUCUGGGCCCUCGCCGCCUUCCUUGGCAUUCUACCAACUCUUAUCCCGGCUUUCGUCGAAGGGAAGUUCUACGGUCAAUCAGGAGUCUGUCUGGCUUUACCUCUAACAGUCGAUCGUCCUGCAGGAUGGCACUACUCCAUCUCAUUGUUCAUUGGUGUCAACUUCGUGGCGUUCCUGGUGACCCUCCUAUGUUACAUCUCCAUCUACUGCAUGUUUCAAAUGUCGAAGCAGCAGAUCGUCGGCAAAAGGAACAAGUCUAAGGAGGAUAUGCGAUUGGCUGAAAACAUCAAGCUGGCAUCUAGGAUGGCGCUUGUUGUUGGUACAGACCUUGUUUGUUGGUUACCAAUCAUCGUAAUGGGCUUGAUGUCAGCGAGUGGAACUCUGACAAUUUCUGCACAGGUAUACGCAUGGACAGCAGUCUUUGUGCUACCCGUCAACUCGUCUCUUAAUCCAUAUCUUUACACUCUUGCAUCGAUUCGUCAAAGGAAGCAGAAAUCAGCUGAGAAUCGAAGUAUGAAGUACGAGGAAAAGACUAUGGAAGCCAGUAUUUUUGACGACACUUCAAUUAUCUCAGCUUUCACGUCUCUGCCUAGCCCCUCACCCGAGCGACUGAUCGAAUGGAUGAAACGUAACCAACGAUCUCUUGGACGUUUAGAAAUCGAUGUAAUUCAACGCGACGUCACAAAGGCUGUGGAAAGAAUGAAGGAGUCCGGGCUAUGGAAUGACGUCAUACUCAACUUGCAUCAAAUUGCCGUCCAAGCAGAUGGUGCAGGAAGAAUCAUACACGCUUUUGUAGUGUUAGACUCAUCUCUGACAUUCCUUGAAUCACGUGAUGAAGAUCUGACGACCAUUCUGGAAAAUGAUGAAAACAUUGACAUCAUACUCAAUAUGAUUGCGAGGGCUAAUAUGCCAAAGUAAAGAAAAGGAGAGAUAUCGGAAAUUCUAAGAUUGGAAUGAAUCAUGAAAUAACGAGGUUUACAUGAAGCUGCAUAGAGUAUUCCAGAAAAGGGAGAACAUUUAAUGAACAAUGUAAAAAUAUUGAAUUUAAGUUCGCAUUUGUUGCACCUUUAAAUCUAUCAUGAUAGGUUACCGAAAUUACCAUUGCCUUAGGCGUAAUCAAAUUUGUAAAAAGUUAUAUCAAACUCUUUUGUUAGGGGUAUAUACUUACUUGUGUAUCAUACUGUAUGUCUAAUUGUAAAUAUAGAGGAAGUGAUAUUUUUAGAGAAUACAUUCUAUUUACCAUGAUGUUAUGUUUAAAGUCUAAGUCACACUAGUGUACGACCGGUUACUGACUUCCGACAAGCAAAACAAAGCUGCGACCGUCGACAACCAAUUGAAAAUAAUGUAUAGAGGGCGACCAGUUGCCGAUCAGUUGCGGAAUGUUGUACGAAAUUGAACAAUCAUAAAAGAUUUUUGUAAACUAAUUUGCGGCCGCUCAUGGAAAUAUUGGGGAAUGGUUGGCAGUUGGUCAGUCAUUUAACGGCGAUAUCAAAUAACUCGUCGGAGAACAAUGGCCGAUGUUCUUACGACGGUCGGCAAGCUUAACCUUGGGGCGGAAUUAUAUUGAUGCAAGCAAACACAUAAUACACUUCUUGCUUAUUGUAUUUGUUUAGAUGAGGUGAGAUUUUAUUUUAUAUUUAUUCAAUUUUUCUUCAAAAGACGAAUCAGUAUGUUGCAUUGAAGCCUAUAAUUAUGAUUUGAUCAGAAAAAAGUCAUACAAAACAGAAAAGGGGAUAGAGGAAAAAAGG
This is a messenger RNA of Strongylocentrotus purpuratus (purple sea urchin), 3017 nucleotides long. RefSeq lists its product as uncharacterized. Gene Ontology annotation, molecular function: protein binding; protein-hormone receptor activity; G protein-coupled receptor activity. The record is from RefSeq and is a predicted model, not a curated record. Gene Ontology annotation, biological process: G protein-coupled receptor signaling pathway. The coding region runs from base 1 to 2187 and encodes 728 amino acids. Gene Ontology annotation, cellular component: membrane. NCBI's taxonomy places the organism in Eukaryota, Metazoa, Echinodermata, Echinoidea, Camarodonta, Strongylocentrotidae. The transcript is spliced from 11 exons.